Molecule: messenger RNA, 5744 nt
Organism: Chara braunii
Lineage: Eukaryota; Viridiplantae; Streptophyta; Charophyceae; Charales; Characeae
Source: the annotation of a GenBank genome assembly
AGAGAGAGAGAGAGAGAGAGAGAGAGAGAGAGAGAGAGAGAGAGAGAGAGAGAGAGAGAAGGAUGCGGGGGGGGCGUUUUCAGCAGAAGACCAGCGAAGAUGGAGGGGGGAGUCUGCGCAAUGCGGAGGUGUUGUUUGAGACGCGCUCGGUGGCGGAGAUCCGCCAGGUCGAGGUCCGGACAAGGGAGGAGAUUGAGGAGAAGAAGGAGGAGCUGCGGCAACUGGUCGGCGCAAGCUAUCGGGACCUGAUUGAGUCAGCCGAUUCCAUAUUGAAGAUGAGGAAAUUCAGCGAAGCCGUGACGUCCAACCUUGGGGAGAUGGAGGGGGCGUUCUCUCGCCUUGAGAAGAGCAUCUCAACGGUGUCAGUAACCCGCGAGACUCAAGAUGUCAGAGCGAGGAGGGAGAGAUUGUAUGCCAUCAGUAGCAGAGUGAAAUACUUAGUCGACACCCCGGAGAAAAUAUGGGGCUGUCUCGACGAGCACAUGUACCUUGAGGCCGCGGAGAGGUAUUUGAGAGCAAGGGAGGUUCACAAACUGCUGAUUGCCGCCGGUGGAGGAGUAGGGGAUGCGGUCGGCACUGUCGACGGCGAUACCGAAGGAGGAAGGAAAGCCGUCGAAGGAGGAGGAGGAGGAGAAGGGGAGUUGUUGUCGUCAUUUCCCUUGCUGCGGCAUCAAUGGAUGCUGGUCGAGAGCUUCAGGAACCAGAUACGACAAAAGAGCCGCGACAGAGUUCAAGAUAGGGGACUAACCGUUGGGGACUACGCCGUUGCCUUGUCUGCCGUGGCAGUCAUCGAGGGUAAUCUAUCUUCAGGGGAGGUGUUCUCUCUCUUCCUCGACUCUCAACGAUCAGGCUUGAGGGCUCAGCUCCGCUCUUCUUCAUCACCUCCCUCCUCUUCCUCCUCCUCCUCCUCCUCCUCCCCUUCCUCUGCCGCCCCCGCCGCUUGGGAGUCUGUUGCGCAGGCGUUCGCCGCAGCUGCAGCUCUGAUCCAGACCUCUCUCUGCCACGUGGGCGAGCUCUUCCUCGAAGUGUCGCCAGCGAAACCUGCCCUCCUCUUCAGCACUGCCCUCACCUCUGCCCCUCCCUCACAGCUGUUCGGUGGAAUCCCCCAACCGGAGAGGGAGGUGGAGUUGUGGAAGGGUUACAGAGAGAGGCUUGAGUCGACCUUGACCCCAUUGUCGGGGAAGAUUGUCGCAGAAUCUUGCUACAGGUGGUUAUCUGCGUGCGCCGAAGAUAUAGCCGUUGAGGGGAGGGCGUUGAUCGGGAAGAUAAGGAAGGGGCGGGAACUUGCGGAGAUGGAGAAAUGGGUGAGGGAGGAGAUAAGUAAACCGGAGGCGAUGGAGGAGAGCAAAGAGUGGUUGGCGGCGGCUUUCGGUUCCGCUGGCCCUGAUGUGUUCGCUUCGCCGUGGUCUAGUGUUUGUGAGCUCGUAGUUAAGGGGCCCGUUGACCUCUGGCAGGUCUUGUUUGACUCGAUUGUGGUAGAGAGGGCCAAGGCUAUAAUUAGUGCAUCGUUUGAGGAGCUGUCACUGGCGAAGAAGGUGGACGAGGUGUUGGUCGGGAUCGAGCCGCCGCGGCGCAGACGGAUGGAGGGGUCGGCGGUAUCGGGACGGAGGGGGAGGCGAAGGGAGCGAGGAGGGGGAGGAAUGCGGAGCGGUGGGGAGGCGAUGAUGGCGGACAUGAUGUCAGGCGCAGGGGCUGUGGAGGAUGGAGAAGAUGAGUGGAGAGAGGUGGACGAUAUUGGGAGCAUGGCAUGGAGUAUCGUCGCAGAUGGGCGGGGCGGGGAGGAGGAGGAGUGGUUGAGAGGAGGAGGUAGAGGAGGAGGGGGAGGGGGUACUCUCGACCCGGCCAGCAGCAGCGGCCGCAGCAGCAGCAGCACAACCACCUCCUCCUCCCCCUCUGCGUCGUUCUCUCUCUCCCUGUUCUCCGCUUCGUCCGCGCCGCUGGGAGCCAACGUCGCUCGCCUGAGGGACGGUUGGGAUUCAGCUCUCAAGGAGAUCCUGGAGGACACGGUGUUUCUGCUAGUGCGUGACGGAGCGGAGGAGAGAGGAGGUGUAGGAGGAGGAGGUGGAGUAGGCGCAGUGGGAGGUGGUGGGAGCGAGUUGGGAGAGAGAGUGAAUGCUCUCGCGCCUUUCUUACGAGAACGCUGCUUCGAAUCUGCCAAAGGGAUUGUCAGAGAGUUACAGGAGAGGCUCGAUAGAUUAUCGGCCAGUAUGGAGAAUUUGGGAGGAGGAGGAGAGGAGGGAGAGAGUGAUGAGGAGAAGAGAGAGAGAGCUUCCCGCCUCGUCGAGAGGGCACUGUUUAUCGGAAGAUUGUGCUCUGGAUUAGGUAAGUUCUCUGUAUAUCUACCGCUGAUAUUAGGGCCGACGAUGGAGUGGUGGAUGGUCGGGAUUCAUGGGCAGCAGCAGCAGCAGCAGCAGCAGCAGCAGAGGCGGCGCGCGGCUGCGCCUGGACGGAGGAUCUUGGGCGCAGCGGGGAGAUGGAGAGAUACCGACGGAGGAGGAGGAGGAGGAGGAGGAGGUAGUAGUAUGAUGCUGGAAGAUGGUCGGCUAUGGUGGAGCGGCAAGUCGAAGUCUGACUCAGGAGCAUGGGCGGGUGGGGGAGGUGGAGAAGCAGCUGCUGCAGGAGGACGAGGAGGAGGAGAAGGAGAAGGAGGGGAUCUUUCUCAAAAGCUCAAGGAACUUCGACGAAGUUUUCGUCGAGUCAGCAUCUCUGCCUAUUGUAUCUGGGUUACGUGGAGCGCGGAUCAGCUUGCCAUGCGGCUAGAGAUCGGCCUGCGCAACGAGGAGGCCUUAUCAACUACAGCUCGUCUUAAGCUUAUGCUCCGAUGCAGCAACGGGAUCGCAGCACGAGAAGGGCGGGCAGCUGCAGCAGAACAGCAGCCACCUCUGCCCCACCCCUCUGAAAUGGACACCCAGGGCAACCCCUCGAUGGACAAUGCCGCAUCCGGCAGUCCACGUGAGGCGUGCAGCUCGAACCCCCCGGCCCCACAGGCCCAGCAGGAGGGUUCCACUGCGACUUCUGUGGGAACCCUCGACGCUGCACCAGUCCGGCAGCAAGGAGACACCACGACGGCCUUCCUGGCCUGUCUGGGCACCUAUAUGCAGGAAGUCCAAGAGGAGCAGCAACGCGAGGCGGCAGCCGAAGCAGCACGCCUUAAUGCCAUAGCACGCGCAGAAGAGCAACGAGGCUGGCAGCAAGCUGAUGCAGCUGCCAACCAUAACAAAUCUCGAAGGGAUGCCGCGUCCGUCCUCAUGCAGCAGGAGGCCGCUCAUACCGCCGCACUCCAAGCAUGGCAUGUUGAUCCGGCGGAAACGACGGAACCAACUACGGAGGACCAGACUAAGUCAACUCUCACCAGCGUGAUGCACCAAGUAAUCCUCACUUGUAACUGGCAACAAGUGGAGCUGGCUCGGCAGGCACGUACCAUCACUGAGUACGAGGAGACUCUGAAGAGCCUCCACGCCCGCCUUGACAUGCUGGAGAAGGAUGACGUGCCGCACAGGCACACGACAUCAUCAAGCAUUGAGCCAUCGAUCCGUGAGCUGGAAGGACGGCUGGAUCACCUAGAAGUGAAGCGACUCCUUCCUACUCCGCCGGACACGGUUGCCUUGCUAACAACCUCCUCCACGUCCGGGGAACAUGUGUAUGUCGCCAGUCUUCGCGAAGAUUAUGAAGACGAUGCUGUCCAGCUGGUCCUGCCGUUGGACCAACCUCUCCACGUGCAAGACUCAUUUGCGUGUGCGACUUCAUCACCAUCGCCAAGUGAACCAGCAUCCUCGCCAACAUCACUCGGGGACUCGUUAGUGUGGUCUAGACUUGAGGAACUCGACCCAUUGACACCGGAGGACUUCCAAUGGUUGCCUUUUCCCUCAUCUGGUUCCUUUCCGAAGCUGCAUUGCAACGCCCUAAUGGCGGAUCUACGUAGCUACUUGCACGCUGCGGUACCAGCUCCGUUGAUGGAAGACGGAGUAACGGUUGUUGACCUUCGCGAGUACAUUGCGAAGAUUGACCGCGAGUAUGCCACGCAACGGUACGACGACACCGACGCACUGUUACUCUACGUCCGCAUUCAGAUCAGGAAGGUGACCUGCAACACCUUGAUAGAUUGUGGAGCUACUCGCAACUACAUCAGGCAGGAUUUCAUGACCCGCGCCGGCCUUGGGCCGCGCGUUCGAAGGAAAUCGCAGCCCACGCAAGUCACGUUGGCCGACGGUCGUACGCACAAGUCCAUUGACCGGUGCAUUGACUUCGUCCCCGUGUACUUCGCCCCACUUGCACGUGAGGCCGUGUCCUUUGACAUAUUGGACACAAAGUUCGACAUGAUUUUGGGCAUGUCAUGGCUGCGCAGCGAGGACCACUCGGUGAACUUCUACCGCUGCACCGUUCACGCUCGUGACCGGAACGGGGUACUUGUGCCAUGUAUGGUCCCCCCACCUCAUCCUUCGAGUGGUUGGCACGUGGUCUCCACGGUGAGCAUUCGCAACUCCAUCGCACGGAAUGACAUGGAGGAAAUGGGCAUUUGUUUCUUGCACGCCCUCCCUCCUCCCGACGAGCCAGCGGCGGAACAGCCACCAGAUCCACAUGUUGUACAACUUCUUGACUCCUAUGGCGACGUCUUUGAAGCCCCCGCCGGAAUCGUACCGAAUCGGCCAAUUCGUCACGAGAUCAUCCUCGAAGACGGGGCAGUACCUCCGCGCGGAUGUAUUCACCGUAUGAGUGAGGAGGAACUCGAAGUGCUUCGAGCGCAACUCGAUGACCUCAUUGACAAGGGUUGGAUUCGUCGUAGCUGCUCGCCCUACGGUGCACCUGUUCUCUUCGUUCGGAAGAAGAACAAGGAACUGCGCUUAUGCAUUGACUAUCGCAAGCUUAAUGCUCAAACCAUUAAGAAUGCCGGCCCGCUCCCACGCAUCGACGAUCUUCUCGAACGCUUGGGCAGCGCCAAGUAUUUCUCCAAGUUGGAUCUCAAGGCCUGGUACCACCAGCUCGAGAUCCAUCCAAGAGAUCGAUAUAAAACCGUGUUCAAAACAUGGUACGGGCACUUCGAGUGGGUCGUAAUGCCAUUCGGCCUCACGAAUGCCCCGACCACCUUCCAAGCGACAAUGACAACGGAGUUUCACGACAUGUUGGACCGGUUCGUGCUCAUCUACCUCGAUGACAUCCUGGUGUAUACCCGAACUUUGGAGCACAUCGUGCAUCUACGUGCUGUUUUGGACAGGCUACGUACGGCCAAGUACAAGGCCAACCGAGCCAAGUGCGAAUUCGCACAGCAAGAGCUCGAGUACUUGGGCCACUUUAUGACGCCGCAAGGCAUCAGUCCGCUUGCAGACAAGAUCAAGGCCAUCCAAGAUUGGCCGGAACCGACCAACACCACGAAGGUUCGCUCUUUUAUGGGAUUGGCCGGGUACUACCAAUACUUCAUCGGAGGAUACGCACAGAUCGCCACACCCUUGUCAAAAUUGCAGUCUCCACAGGUGCCCUUCCAGUUCACCGACGAAGUCCGCAGUUUGUUCCACAAAUUGAAGACGGCGUUGCUCCUCGCUCCCGUCUUGAGUAUCUACGAUCCCACCUUGCCUAUGAGAGUGACUACGGACGCUUCCGGCUACGACAUGGGUGCAGUUUUGGAACAACACGACGGAGUAGACUGGCAUCUGGUUGAAUACUUCAGCCAAAAGGUGCAUCAACUCCGUUGAUGAUGUGCGGAAGGAGUUGCUUGCGCUCGUCACGGUACUCAAGCGUUGGCGACACUU